AAUGAGAAACCUAACCCUAGGUAUCCCCCCUUCCCCCAUUGCCUCACUGGCUCACUGUCAUUGCCCUCACCUCACAUCUCUGAUCUCCCUAAUGGCAGUAAUGCAGUAUCUUUGAAGUCACCACUCACCAGUCACCGCCGAUACCCCCCUCAGCCAACCUCGUCUCUCCGUCACCCUCGUCGUCACUCUCCGCGGCGUCGUUCCUUCUCCCGGCCGUCACUGCUUCUCCCCUCACCUCGCCGUGCUCUGAGUUCAUCAAUCGGCCUCAUCAGUCAACGCCGAAGUCACCAGUCACCGCCGAAUCGCCGAUACCCCCCCUCAGCCAACCUCGUCUCUCCGUCACCCUCGUCGUCACUCUCCGUGGCGUCAUUCCUUCUCCCGGCCGUCACUGCUUCUUCCCUCACCUCGCCGUGUUCGUUGCUAUAUUGGUCGUUUGUGGGUUGUGCUUCUUGUGCUUCUGCUUCGCUGCUUUUGCUUCUGUUCUUUCUCGGUGCCUCACCUGGUCCUCAGAAAGCUCAGAGCCUGUGCUCCCUCAGAAUUGAAUAUUAAGUUGACAAGUGAGAAGAGAAUAUAUUCUAAUGCUGAAGAUGAUUUUGGAAGACAAUCUACACUGCGUGAACAAAGCACAGUGAUGCCAGACCAAUGGUGGGAAUCUUAUGGAACUGGAGCACCAAAUUUACAAAAGUUAGCCAUUCGUGUUUUAAGUCAAACUUGUAGUUCUUCUGAUUGUGAGCGAAAUUGGAGUAUUUUUGAACACAUCCACACAAAGUAGAGGAAUCGGUUAGAACAUCAAAAACUUAAUGAUCUUGUUUUCGUUCAUUAUAACUUGAUGCUACAACAAAGGAAUCUAAUGAGAAAGCAAAGUUAUGAUCCAAUUUGUCUUGAUACAUUUGAUGACCAUUCGGAUUGGAUAUUGGAAGAUUCACUACCGUUUUUAACUCCUGAAGAGGUUGAUGCUCUACGAAAUGAUUUGGCAAAUAUGUCCAUUGAACCAACUUUGAAUGAUCUUGAUCAAUUAAAUUUGGAAGAUGAUCAAGAUAAUGAUGGACCAAGUAACAAUGCUAUGGAAGAUAUGGAUACAAAUCAAAAUGAGGAAAAUGUUGAUCAAGCUCCUAAUUUGCCCUAUGAAGAUGAUGCCGACUUUGAACUCACCCUUUGGACUUGAUUUAAUGAUUGUGUUAUCUUUAACUUGUUCUUGUUGAUUUAAAUUGAUAACAUAUUUUAUACUAGAAAUAAGUUUAUUAACUCUUCUUUUAGAUUAUUAAUUAUGUUUAAGACUUGA
Molecule: messenger RNA, 1282 nt
Organism: Arachis stenosperma
Lineage: Eukaryota; Viridiplantae; Streptophyta; Magnoliopsida; Fabales; Fabaceae
Exons: 5
Coding region: 830-1165 (111 amino acids)
Source: RefSeq, a predicted model, not a curated record